AUGCCCCGAACUUCCUCGGGCCGGCCCCUCCAGGCCCAGUUGCGGCCUCCCGGCCCUCCGUCUAGGACCAGCUCCUGCUGCUCCCGGCUGCGAUCGCGGGCCCAGCCCCGGCCUCACGACAACCUCUUUGGGCUCGGCUCCGGCCCAGCUCCCGUUCCGCGGCCUUUACUUCCUCCAACCAGCCUCUCCAGGCCCAGCUCCUCCUGCCGGCGGCCUCUGCAGGCCCACGCUGGGCUCGAGUCUCGGCCUCUCCAGGGCUCGCUCCUGCUCCCGGCGGCUCCUGCGGGCCGAACUCUUCGCACAGUCAGCCUCCGCCGGCCCAUUACCUGCCUCUCCGCGGCCUCCCCAGCUGCCAGACUUCCUCAGGUCAGCCUCUCCAGGCCCAACUCCUCCUGCCUGCCACUGGCCUCUUGAGGCCCAGCCCCGCUCUCCCCUCCAGUCGGCCUCGCCAGAUCAAGCCUCCUGCCUCCCGAAGGCCUGCACAGGCCCAUCGUCUGCCUCCCAGCGGACUCUCCACGCCCAGCUCUCUCCUGACUGCGGCCUCCCCAGGCCAGAGCUCCUCCUGACUUUCGGCAGCUCUGCCGGGCCCCGCUCCUGCCUCCCAGUGGCCUCGUUAGGCCCGGCUCAUUCGUCACGGGGAACGGCCUUUCCAGGCCCAGCCUGUGCCUUUCGGCGGCCUCUCCAGGCCCCCAACUUCCUCAGGCCCCAAACGUCCUGAAGCCGGGCCCCACGGUGGCCUUUCCGGGCCCGGUUCCUGCCCUCCGACGGCGUCUCCAUGCCCCAGACUUCCUCCAGCCAGCCUCUCCAGGCCCAGCUCCUCCUGCCGGCGACCUCUGGAGGCCCACGCUGGUCUGGAGUCUCGGCCUCUCCAGGGCUCGCUCCUGCUCCCGGCGUCCCCUACGGGCCCAACUCGUCGCCCAGUCGGCCUCCGCCGGCUCAGGACUUGACCUCCAGUCGGCCUCGCCAGGUCCAGCCUCCUGCCUCCCGAAGGCCUGCACAGGCCCAGUCUCUGCCUCCCAGCGGACUCUCCACGCCCAGCUCUGGCCUGACUGCGGCCUCCCCAGGCCAGAGCUCCUCCUGCCUUUCGGCAGCUCCGCCGGGCCCCGCACCUGCCUCCCAGUGGCCUCCUUAGGCCCGGCUCAUUAGUCACGGGGAACGGUCUUUCCAGGCCCAGCCUGUGCCUCUUGGCGAUCUCUCCAGGCCCCGAACUUCCUCAGGCCGGCCCCUCCAGGCCCAGUUGCGGCCUCCCGGCCUCCCGUCCUGGCCCAGUUGCGGCCUCCCGGCCUCUCCUCCAGGCCCAGCUCCUCCUGCUACCGGCUGCGGCCGCGGGCCCAGCCGCGGCCUCACGACAACCUCUUUAGAGUCGGCUCUGGCCCAGCUCUCGCUCCGUUGAAUUUGCCCACGCUGGCCUCGAGUCUCGACCUCUCCAGGGCUCGCUCCUGCUCCCGGCAGCCCCUCUGGGCCCAACUCGUCGCCCAGUCGGCCUCCGCCGGCCCAGCUGCUGCCUCUCCGGGGCCUCCCCAGGCCCAACUCGUCGCCCAGUCGGCCUCCGCCGGCCGAGCCUCCUGCCUCUCCGCGGCCUCCCCAGCUGCCAGACUUCCUCAGGCCCCAAAUGUCCUGAAGACGGGCCUCACGGUGGCCUCUCCGGGCACGGCUCCUGCCCUCCGACGGCGUCUCCUCUCCCCAGACUUCCUCCAACCAGCCUCUCCAGGCCCAGCUCCUCCUGCCGGCGGCCUCUGCAGGCCCACGCUGGGCUCGAGUCUCGGCCUCUCCAGGGCUCGCUCCUGCUCCCGGCGGCUCCUGCGGGCCAAACUCUUCGCACACUCAGCCUCCGCCGGCCCAUUACCUGCCUCUCCGCGGCCUCCCCAGCUGCCCGACUUCCUCAGGCCCAGGUCCUCCUGCUCCCGGCUGCGGCCGCGGGCCCAGCCCCGGUCUCACGACAACCUCUUUGGACUCAGCUCCGACCCAGCUCCCGCUCCGCGGCCUUUGGAGGCCCCAAACGUCCUGAAGCCCGGCCCCACUGUGGCCUCUCCAGGCCCGGCUCCUGCCCUCCGACGGCGUCUCCCUCUCCAGGCCCAGCUCCUCCUGCCGGCGGCCUCUGCAGGCCCACGCUGGCCUCGAGUCUCGGCCUCUCCAGGGCUCGCUCCUGCUCCCGGCGGCCCCUCUGGGCCCAACUCGUCGCCUAGUCGGCCUCCGCCGGCCCAGCUGCUGCCUCUCCGGGGCCUCCCCUGCUGCCAGACUUCCUCAGGUCAGCCGCUCCAGGCCCAGCUCCUCCUGCCUGCCACUGGCCUCUUGAGCUCACGCCUCUGGGCGGGCUCCUCAGGCCCAGGACUUGACCUCCAGUCGGCCUCGCCAGGCUCAGUCUCCGGCCUCCCGAAGGCCUGUACAGGCCCAGCCUCUGCCUCCCAGCGGACUCUCCAGGCCCAGCUCUCGCCUGCCUGCCACUGGCCUCUUGAGGCCCAGCCCCGCUCACCUCCUCCUGCCGGCGGCCUCUGCAGGCCCACGCUGGCCUCGAGUCUCGGCCUCUCCAGGCCCAGCUCCUGCCUCCCGGCGGCGGCUCAUUCGUCACGGGGAACGGCCUUUCCAGGCCCAGCCUGUGCCUUUCGGCGGCCUCUCCAGGCCAAACCCGUCGCCCAGUCGGCCUCCGCCGGCCCAGCUCCUGCCUCUCCGCGGCCUCCCCAGCUGCCAGGCUUCCUCGGGCCGGCCUCUCCAGGCCCAGCUCGGCGGCCUCUGCAGGCCCACGCUGGCCUCGAGUCUCGGCCUCUCCAGGGCUCGCUCCUGCCUCCCAGCGGCCCCUGCGGGCCCAACUCAUCGCCCAGUCGGUCUCCGCGGGCCCAGCCCCGGCCUCUCCACGGCCUCCCCAGCUGCCUCCCAGUGGCCUCUUACGUCUUCUGGAUCCAUCUUUUUAAUCUUUGUGGUCAAGAGUAUCAAGGAGCCUAA
Messenger RNA from Cercocebus atys (sooty mangabey), 2940 nucleotides. RefSeq names its product basic proline-rich protein-like. The record is from RefSeq and is a predicted model, not a curated record. The transcript is spliced from 9 exons. Lineage: Eukaryota; Metazoa; Chordata; Mammalia; Primates; Cercopithecidae.